CGCUCACUGCGAUGUGACUCGCGUCUCCAUCGCGUCUCCGGGCGCAUCGGCGUCAAAACUGCAGCGCACCAUUUCACACGUUUUCAUUCACAUGUAGCAACGACAAACAGGCGCGAUUUUUUUUUUUUUUUUAUCAUAUGGUAUCUUUAUUUGUUAAUAUAUAUUUUUUUCAAUAUAGAGGCUUUUUUUAAAUCUCUUUCACCAGAUGUUGACAGAGAACAGCUUGGUUGAGCGUCGCAAGACGGCAGACAGCCGAGUGGGAGAUGCCCGAAAGCGCCCAGUCGGCUGUGGAGCGCGUUAUGCGCGCGGGCACCUGUGAGGCUGAAGCGGCUGCGUGUCCCGGUGUUUUGGCGCUGGUGAUUGGUGUCGGUGCGCGCGUGAGGAGCUCGGCGGCGGCUGCAGCAGCGCGGAGCGUGAAGUGCGUUCGCAUCCCGGUAACAAACUGGCAGGGUAGCAUUGCCAUGGAAACAUGCGAUUUGUGAGUGAGAAGAGAAUCAGUUGAGAGAAUCUAGAAAAAGGGAUAACACAAAACAUGACCAUAGCAACACAAAUGAUAAGCAUUGCCGGAUAAUUUCCAAGGACUUUACUCCUGAAAUCCUUGUUUACUGACAGUCUUGCACUUAGACUUACCGGCCAAAGAACUGCACGCUGAGAGAGAGAGGGACUUGCCUUUGUGUCAGCCAGUGGACAUUAACAAAACAUAGGCAGAUAUUUACUGCCUAAAUUAUAUACGUGCACUGGUGCAGUCUAUCACUUUAAAAAGCAAUGAGUCGACUGUCGGGCCGUCUGCGAUCUGGAAGUGUGCGUUUGGUUUGUGAAGCCCUGGGUGGGGAGGAUUGCAGUGAAGCCGAAGGCUCCUGGAUGGGAGAUAUGGGGCCUGGAGUCACUUCAGCAGCAACAAGUAGCUCUGACCCAGCUGCUUCACUACACUAUAGAUUGUUUACACCUCCUUCACUUGCUAAUGGUCUACGUAAUCAUGAUGACCAGUUUCAGCGCAGAGCAAGGAGACGCAGACAAAUGGACCAUGUGGAACAAACGCACAUGCAUGAACAAAUUCACAUUCAAUCACACACACGUCCACAGAUGCACAUACACCAACAACCACUUUCACAACAACAGAGCACUCACACAGAACACUCCAACACACGUCUACAAUCUCAAAUGCACAUUCAAAUGAAUACCCAUGUGCGCACUGAGAGAGAUGUAAUGAUGCACAAACAUACACAUACAGAGAUGGUCAGAUCUUCAACUGUGGAAGAGGACACCUCUCUUGUUCCAGAGGAUCUGUCAAUAACUCCAAAGACUGAAACAUACACUUCCCUUGUCCAUUCAACCCAUCCACUGCAUACCAACCAACUCUCACAAAACUACUCAUCCCUUCAACCCAGCCUUGCUUCUACAAGUAAGGUAGAUACAGAGAAACCCUCUAAUAUCAGUAAACUGGAGAGAAAUCCCUUAACAAACCCAGAAUUAGAUAAUAGUUCUAGUGCAAGCCACAAUCCUGUCAAUACCCCUGUGGAGGCUGAAAGGAAGUAUACCCUGAGGAGUUCUGGUCGGCCACGUUUUCCCUGCCACCUUCGCAAGUCAUCUCGUUUACGCAGGGCUGCAGAGGAUAAUGUAAUGAAAAGGGAAGUAGAACAAAAAGAGGCAGAUGAGGAUAGGAACAUCUGGAGAGGAGAAGAGAUUAGACCAAGGGAAGAGUGUCCUCUAGAAGUGGCUGUUUCUGCUUCAUCCCUUGAGGUUUCACCAGCUCCUACUAAUUCAAUUCAUAUAGUGCCAAAUCAUAGUGUAGGAAUACCAUUUGGGAAGGCAGCAAGUGAAGGCAGCACUGUGAUUCAGACUUCACAGAGAGGUAAACAACGAGGUCGUUUUUUAGGUGUGAGAAAGAUUGUGGUAAAAAUUGCAAGAAUUCCUGUACAUCUUAGUCGACGACAGAAAAGCUAUAAGAUCUCCUCUCUAGAGCCUGUGGCAGUGGGGUCACAUGGGGAAGGGUGUACUGCAGGAGAAGCACCAGAAGGGGGAUCUGGUGGAGAGAUGGGUGCACAUAUUUCAAGGGAACCAACUGCUCUUCUCCGCAUGAAAAAUAAUGGGAAGAGUGUAAUGGUGAUGUUUCCUCCAGGAGAGCUACCGGUCAUCUUGAAACGUCGAAGAGGGCGGCCUCCUAAACAAGCUUUACCAGGACAGCCUGACAUGCGUGAGACUAAAGCUGGGGCUGCAAGUGCUGCAGAGCCCAAGAAACCCAGGAGGCGUCGGCGAGUGAAGCUACCUUCCCCUCUGCCGUCUUAUGUUAAUGACACCAAUGAUGUUAAAGUAGAAUACGCAGACGUUCUGUCUAAACUGGCCUUCUUAAACCGGCAACCUCCCAGUACUGGCCGCUGCUCCCCACCACGUUGUUGGACUCCGACUGAACCUGAGACCUUCCAUACAUCUCCAGAAAACCCAAAUCUGUCCACACUACUGCAUCGUCUCACAGGCUUCCGUAGGCGAGGUGGUCGUGCAGGCUGUAUGGGGGGGAGGGGAGGGGGUAUGACUGGGUGCUCGGAGGCUUUUAAGAGGUCCUUCAGUGAUUUCUUUGAGACAAUUGGCAAAAAGCGCAAAGUUCCUCUGUCUGAACCUGGAACUCCGCGAAAAAGGGGUAAAGGGCUUAGUGGUGGAAUGAAGAGAGCAACAAUGAGCGAGCAAGGCAGCCUGGUGACUGGGGAAAAGAUUAGAAAGCGGCGUUCACGAAAGAAUGGAACAUUAAAAGGCAGUCAGGGAGUUCUGGAUCAAGACUGGCAAAAUGGAAAUAGUGGGUGGGGAGAGAAGUGUGAUCCAGAUCCAGGUAUUUACCAGGGCUCGUGUUCACCUCGUGGAAGCUUUCCAUCCUCUGAGACUGGCAAAGGGGGAGUGUACCAUAGCCCUGGGAUGAGAGGUGCUGGCAGUGCAGAGGAAUGUCAGGGAAUGUUUGCAGGAUAUUUUCGUUCUUUACUUGAUUCAGAUGACUCCUCAGAUUUGUUGGACAUUUCUAUGUCCAGCCCUACAGGACACCAAGAUGGUCGUAAAAUCACUCCAGGAUAUGAAGGCAGCAGUCCAGGUGCAGCCCAUUGCUGGUCUCCUGCUUUUCCUAAAAGAAGCCCCAAAGUAGCAGCUUGUACCGGGGAGGGGGGCUCCCUUUCUUCAGCCCAAUCUCAUAGCAGCUCUGCUACAAGGAGCCCAUAUUUAUACAGUGUAUCCCAAACAUCCCCCACCACUUCUUUCCCAAAAUCUCCUGCUCUUUCCCUCUCUCGGUCACCUAGUUCUCCCCAUCCUUCAUCUGGAUGUUUUUCCCAAUACCCCUCCACUUAUAGUGGAAAUGUGCCACAAGGAACAGGCGUUUGCCCCGUGACUCAGCAGCAGCACAGAUCAAGUGACUGCAGCUUUGCUUAUGGCACUAAAACCUCCCCUGCCUCUUCAACACAACGCCACAUUAAUUAUUCAAGUUAUCAAUCCUCUGCCAAGCGACAUUAUAGUGCAUAUCCUGGACCUACCGUUGUCCCCAUGCAACAGAAUGAGUCUACUGGUCCAUCAUCCCCAAGUGGAAGUUACAUGUCAAUAUCAAAGACUAGCUCCUUUUCCUCAUCCUCAUCUCCUCCCGAAGGUUCCAAACAAUACCAGUGCUCUGCACUUUGGGGUUACAGGCAAGGGGGCUCUACCUGGGGUGGUGAUGGAUUUGGCACUCAUCAGUUUCAUGGCUACUCUGACUAUGGCGUGAGUGGAACUAGCUCUGAGUCCAAAGACAUCCUAGACAUUUCAAAUUACACACCCCAAAAGGCAAAGCAGCGUCCCUGCCCUGACACAUUUUCUGAGUCCUCCUCUGAUUCUUCCCACACAGGGAUAGGAAGCAUGGGGGGCACAUUCUGCCCUAGGGAUGCACCAGUAUCUGAGGGACAGUCGAGCCUGUCAAGCCUAGAGAAGCUGAUGUUAGAUUGGAAUGAAAAUUCUACAGGCCCCUCAUAUAACUGGAGUCAGAAUGUUUUGUUUCAAGGUGGUACAAAACCAGGCAGAGGACGAAAGAAACGGUCUGAGACACAGAGUGACAAGGAAACAGGCCAUAUGCCUCCAGGAUCACCUGCAAGUCCUCCUGUGCAGGGAAGUGGACCAAAGCGAAGUGCUUCUGCAGGCCGACAGCCUAGAGGGAGUAGAGGCAGAGGAGGCUUUUCUCCUUGCCAAAGAGAGCGAUCUUUACCACCAAAGCCCAAACUUCAAAAGCCUGCAGCUCCCCCAGCAGCAGGGCAGAUGACAUCAUCAGGGGGACUAUACCAGGAAACACUAGAUUAUUACAGUGGAGAUAGCAGUAGCCUUUCACCACUAAGUCAUGCCCCUGAGCCCUGUGAAUACCCUUCUCCCUACUCUGCCCAUACCUCUACUCCAUCUUCUGAUGAAAGAUUUGCCCAUAUUUACCCCUCAGACUCUGCCUCUCUUUCUCCCAGCCUGUCAACUCAGUCAGAUGUCCUAAAGCAGCAUCCUAAACCUACACCCCCUCCGCAGACAUAUGGACAUACUACCAGGACAUUCAGCCCGACGCUAUCCCCUAGUCCUCGCCUUCCGCCACAGUGUAGCUCAGCAAUGAGUCCACAUCGUGUGCCAAAGGACCAAUUUCCACAGUAUGACUCACCCAGUUACAGUAGCUCUCCUUGCUGGUAUGGGCAGGGUGGGAGUGUUGCUCAUAGUCCCCAGAGCUAUGAAGAGCUGCGCUCCACUACCAUCACUAUGCCCUCAAACAAACGGGACAUGUCUCUAAUUAGCCCUGGGAUGAGAGCACCAUCCCAUUCUCCUUAUACUACACCUCUGCUCAGAGGACAUACUAUGUCCUCUUCUUGUGUGGGUGGGAGUCAAGACUCUUCUCCCCAGCAUGAGGAGCUGGGCUAUCAUGGUAAUAUGGACAGCUAUGCACCCGUAGGACACCGUUAUGUGUCCCAAAGUUCUCGAGCGGGGGUUCUCUGCCAACUGUUGGAUCAACCCAGUGACGAAGGCUUCACUGUCACCAGCCUGUAGUUAGCAUUUUGCACCAUCCCAAAAAAGAUGAUUUGGACUACACCAUUUUCAUAUUUCUAAUAUUUUAUAAGAAUGUGAUGUUACAGAAGAAACUUGUUAGAUAGGAUUAAGGAGAUUUGGAACUGUAGACUAAAAGAUGAUUUCUUCAGCAGUGACAAUCAAGACACACACACACACAUGCACGCACGCACGCACGCACACACACACACACACACACACACACACACACACACACACGCAUGCACUGAACAACUGCAACAGCACAUGAAUACACAGAUAGAUGCUCCUACAUGCACAAGACCAGUUGUGAAGCUUGGGUGGAGUUUUUUUUUUUUUUUUUCUGAAUGGAUGGACAUACUGCUAAUAUCAACUAGAAGAACUCCUCCACUGAACUGCAGAAAUUCUCACAAUGCAAAUAUUACUCAUUGAAACAGAAACCCAGAUAUGCCUGCAACGGUUGUUCAAUCUGACAUGAGAGAUCAUGCAAAAGGUUUUUGGACUUCACACUGAUCUCUCUGUUUUUUCCUCUGCUCUGAUGCUUUUUCUGUGUCUAUCUGUCUCUUCUAGUCUCAACAUCAUCUCUGGCUAUGUCAAAAGAGAUUAAUUAUUACUCCCCAGAAUCUACCACCUUUGCAGGGUUUUUGAUGGUGACCCUGCUCCAUACACAGACUUUUCCCCCUUAUCCCACCUUAUGUGCUGUCUGCUCCAAAAUACCAGCAUCUGUACAUAAGUCACACCAACCGACUCAACACCAGAAAUAACAAUGCAAUGACAUAAAUAACUGAAGUAUAGUAAUCACAAAAGUGGAGAAAGUUUUGCAAAGGCUGUAAAUUUAUUACCAAAUUAUUAUGAGAAUGUUACAGAAUUUCUGUUAUGACAUGUAAGAGAUGUCAAUUUAAUGUUAAUUUAUAAGUGACUUUAAAUGGUUCCACUUGAUCCUGUGAAAAUAGUUAUUGCAAUCAUUUUAAGCAAGGGUAUGGUUUGGUCCAAUGCGGUUUGUCUGAAUCAAAUGCCUUUUUUUUCCCCUUUUCUUGAUCACGGCCUGCAGCAUGGUCAUACCCUGCCCAACACCCAGUUCUUGUCUCUGUAUUUUUGUAAUUUUCUGUCAGAAGGACAGACACUCAUGCACUGACCCCAAAGAUGCUGCUCUGGCAAAGGUGCUGAGAGGCCAGUCUUUCUGAGCAUGGAGGUCUGGAACUCAGGGUGUGGACAAUGCCUAUUCUCCUAUUCAUACUGCUCCCCCUCCUUUUUUCUCUCUCCACUGUUCCUAUUUCUUGUGGUCUGCUGUGUCGUACAGUGAUUUUUUUGUGAUGAAAUACUGUAUCUGUCUGUUCCAUAUACUGUAUCUAAGGUGGGAAUAUUUAAAUACACAUUCUGUUCUUAUCAUUGCGUAACUCUGUCCUGCCUCUGCUCUGUGGGGUGGUGUAGAGUGGUGUGAGAAUGUUACACAUUAGACAAGGCAGGCAGAACAGAGAUUUAAAAAAAAUUACACAUAUGUAUAUGAUUACAGU
Neoarius graeffei (lesser salmon catfish) is the source of this 6524-nucleotide messenger RNA. RefSeq names its product AT hook, DNA binding motif, containing 1 (gene ahdc1). The record is from RefSeq and is a predicted model, not a curated record. The transcript is spliced from 5 exons. Lineage: Eukaryota; Metazoa; Chordata; Actinopteri; Siluriformes; Ariidae. The coding region runs from base 766 to 5013 and encodes 1415 amino acids.